Molecule: messenger RNA, 1026 nt
Organism: Asterias rubens (European starfish)
Lineage: Eukaryota; Metazoa; Echinodermata; Asteroidea; Forcipulatida; Asteriidae
Product: carbohydrate sulfotransferase 14-like
Exons: 3
Coding region: 1-1026 (341 amino acids)
Biological process (GO): carbohydrate biosynthetic process
Cellular component (GO): membrane
Molecular function (GO): sulfotransferase activity
Source: RefSeq, a predicted model, not a curated record
AUGGCUACCCCUCGGAACCUUGCACUCGUCACAAUCUGCCCCAUCAUGAUACUCUUGAUUAUGGCGUCGUUUCUGCUGGAUCGAAACCAACGUUAUCCAAAUCAAAGCGUGUCGCCGUUCAUCCGCUCGUUUCGUUACUCCAAAAUUCUACCUGAACAGCAAGAGGAAUCAAAGUCAGCCGUUAUUAACAUCACCACUGAUGCAACAUCGACACUAACUGCUUUGGAACUUGAACAUAUCGUGAACAUGGAACAAGAACGUCGAAAGCGGGCACUGGCUGCAGUGUGUAGCCAUUUUAGCAUAAUAUCAGGACCAAUUAGCGACUACAGACAUUUACUCGUCAACGACAAACAUAAAAUCCUCUUCAAUUUCAUCCCCAAGGUGUCUUGCACGACGUGGAAGACAAUCUGGCGUACACUGAACAACAACACUGGAAAGUUGAAGAAUGUACUGAAAUAUUACAAAAGAGAUGAUGCCCGGUUGAAGAGCUACCGUAAAGUGUUGUUUGUGCGAGAACCUAUGAGUAGGUUACUUUCAGCGUAUAUGGAUAAACUUCACUCUUGGUCUUUCAUUCAACGGAUUUGGGAGAAGACUUAUGGGAGAGAAAUUUCCGAUCGUUACCGAGGCGAUAAAAAACAGAAUCUCGGGAAAUGGUGGAAUAUUACAUUCACUGAAUUUAUCAAAUACAUCACUGAUCGGGGAAGUGGUAUCAAAAUGAACCAGUUGAAUGACCACUGGCUGCCACAGUAUAAACUAUCACGGCCUUGUCAUGUCAAAUACGAUUUCAUCGGCCAUUUUGAAAAUCUUGCAGUGGAAGGUCCGUUCGUACUGCGAUGGCUAGGUAUCGACCACCUCGUCCAAUUCCCAGAAUACAAAAGCUCAAAGGCAAAACAACGUUUUGUGGAAUAUUACAAGUCGAUAUCGCCGGAUUUGAUGCGGAAACUGAUGGAUUAUUACUACGUGGACUAUAGACUGUUUGAAUAUUCACCCGAUGACGUCAUGAGUCAGGUUCUAUGGGGUGUUUGA